UACUGGCGCGACGCCCAGGAGGGCCGGCAGUCUAAGGAUGACAUCCGACACAUCAUUAACGCCGUAUACCGUCCGGCCCGACAUUACGCUAUACUACACGUCCAGAUGGACCACUACUCCCUAACCCUCCACGACGUGCUGACACAACUGCGCCGGUAUUUCGACGCCAAACCCCGCAAACUGUUGCCAGACUUAGGCUAUUAUAUAAUGUCGGAGCUGUUGCUGGAGAUCAUGGAGGGGCUCGACUACCUGCACACCCGGGACCCACCUAUCACUCACCGGAAGCUACGAACUGAUAAUAUAUUUAUCGAUCCACGUUCCGGUGCCCUGUUUGUUAAGUUGGGUAAGUUUACUCGUCCGGAACACCGGGAUGUUCCCCGUGGGGCGCAGACUAUGUCGGUGUCCGUUGUGUUCAAUAAGAGUUCGCAUAAAUAUUUGGCGCCUGAAGUGAAACAAAACCAAAAGUAUAGCAAUAAAAGCGAUGUCUACUGUAUGGGCGUUAUUAUCCAGGACAUGUUCAAUUUCGAUAUUAAUAGAUUCGGAUACAACACCACCAACAGCACCGACACCUUAACCGGGAAGUACAGCGAACUAAACAACCUGACCAUACAAUUACUGAAUGGUAUGACUCGUAGGCGUCCCACAUGUGCGGAAGUCCUACAGAACCGGAACCUCUGGUCACUACCCAUAACCGCAAUACUCGACCAAAUUGUGGACACCAUUGACGUGAACCAGUCGUAUGACAUAAACUCCGAUUUUGUGGCAAACUUUCUGCAAACAAAAUACAAGUUUAACGAAAGUAUUGCACAAACACUGGCUGUUAAUCAUGAGGAACGGGAGGACAGGCGGUUGUCAACCAUCGAUGAGAAUAAUAGUGGUGUUAAUGUUAACAACUUUACUAUAUUAGAGCAGUUAAGCGCCGGUGCUUUUGGGCAGACGUAUAAAGUUUUGGACAAUCAAAGCGAUGUUAACCAACAAAUACAUGCCUUCAAUGUAUUGACUCAAUUGGAACCACAAUUCACGCGACAAUUACUGUCCAAUUGGCUCGAGUACAGCAGCAUUGGCGACGACAUACCGGUGCUCAUGCUAUACACACAAUCCGAAUGGUGUUUGAUGUCAUUAACGGAACUCAUGCCUAAAAUGCACGGGUAUUUCGGUGUCGAUGCCCAGCAUCUAUUGCCUCCAUUGGCCUAUUAUAUGGCAUCGGAACUCCUAUUAGAGAUACUGGAGUGCAUACAAUACUUGCAUACCUGUGCACCACCUAUAAUACACUGCAAUAUAAAACCUAAUAACAUACUGAUCGCACCCGUAUCUAAUGGACGGUUUGUCAAAUUGGCUGAUAUUAAGGGUCCGGGUGUAGGAAAUACUGGUGGACCUACCGGUGGGGACAGGUAUUUGGCACCGGAAGUCAGACACAGUGGCAAAUAUUCUGUAAAGUCAGAUAUCUAUAGCACCGGGGUUUUGGUACAACAGUUGUUCAACUUUGACACCAAUACUAUCGAAAAUAUGAACAGUGAAUACAAACCAAUGUACGGAAAGCUAUUGGAAACUACCAUCAAAUGCCUGAACGGCAUCUCACAUGUCAGGCCUACCAGCGAUCAACUUCUGGAAAACUCAUGGGAAUGGGCCGUACCUUAUGGUGCCAUACGGGACGAGAUUUGUGAGCACCGAGAUGUCACCAUACAAGAUAUUAACCAACAAUUUAUUGAGCACUUCAUGCAAACAAAAUACGUUAUGAAUGAGGAAAUUCUUGCAAUGAAUACAAACCCUAUGAACACAUCUAUGAUAGACAUGUCUAUCCAUGAGGCCAUACCUGAAGAACCCAGCGAUGAAUCACUGGAUGAUAACAUACCCACCCAUGAGGUCAUCCAUACUAUAGAUUCAGUAGACACGGGAACUCCAUGUGAAGAGUCCAUUGAAAUAUCCAGAGAUAUAGACAUCACUACAGAAACUUUAAAUCAGAGUUCAGAUGAGAUAAUCACCGAAAUGUAUAAAUCGUCUGAAGAUCUCACAGAUAUUGCCAUUGAUGUAGUGCUACCUAACGCACUGGUAGAUAAUGAGGACAUACCUACCAAUGACACUGCUCUUACACAUCCAAAACCCAUAGACAUAACCACUGAUGAGGGACUACCCAUAUCUAUGUCCAGGGAUGUGCUCAUACACUCGGAACCAAUAGUUAUAUCCCCAGAUGUGGUCACAACUACUGAAAACUCUGUCGACAUCUCCAGAGUAGAGGCCAUACCUUAUAUGGAUUCCGAGGAAAUGGAUACUCAGGUUAAGGUAGCCAUAGAUCGAGAGGACAUUAUCGACGAUAUCAUAGCCAACCAUGAAUUUUUCGACCCUGAUCAAGUGCUCCCUAAAAGGGAAAUGGAUAUAACCGCUGAUGAGUUUAUAAUACCGGUGCUGACUGAGAGACUACACGCGGAACAGUCUGUCAGUAAUUAUUUAGACAUAGAAAAGGCGGUCACCGAUGAGGACAGGGAUGUGGCCAUAGAUAAGCUCAUCGAAAGUAUUGACUCCGAAAUGGGAAUCGAUUUACAGAAUAAACAGUCAAUUGAUGAACAAAUAGAUAAGAUUAUCGACGACCAGAAUCUGCUUAAUAGCUCAGUCAGUUUGACCCUGGAUCAAAUAAUUAAUAUUGCACCAGGACAUGUUAAUGGCAUACCUGAUGAUGAUCUGGCUAUUAAUGAACCGAUAAUUACAAAGGAAGUCAUAAUUAUAAGGGAGGAACCGAUGGAUGAAUCGUUAGAUAAGAUAAUAAUUGAUCAGAAGUUACAAACCUCUGAGUCUAUGGAUCAACAAAUAGAUUGUAUAUUAGAUGAACAGGAUUUGCUGAAUAGAGAGGUCAAUUUGACCCUGGAUCAAAUUAGUGGUGACACUGAUAUUGCACCAAGGAACCUAUACCUAUCGAUGGAUAAUAAUAAUGAAGAUAUUGUGGAGAUUCCCAUUGAAAAUAAUAAAUAUAGUGAUAAUUUCAUUGAGGUGGGACAGUUAGCUAUUGGUGAUUUUGGACCCGUAUAUAAAGUACUGCAUAAAGCCUAUCAGACACCAAGCACCAUUAAACGAAUUAAAAUUAUUGAUUCAAAUGACUAUAAAAUUUACAAACACGUACUGAGUGUGUGGUCCCAACUGGACCCUGAGCAUGUGCUCAAAUACCUGUGCCAUUGGUGUGAAUACGACGACUACAGUAGAAAUCCAUUCAUGUUUUGGUUAUACAUUCAAACGGAUGUAUACAUCAUGUCAUUGACGGAAGUCAUACCAAAAUUGAAUGACUACUUCGACGCCAAACCACGCCAACUGUACCAACCCAUGGCCUACUAUGUGGCAUCGGAACUCCUACUCGACGUACUCGAGUGCACCCACUAUUUGCAUACCUGUGCGCCGCCCAUAACCCAUGCAAACAUCAAACCUAAUAACAUUCUCAUCACAUGCGGGCCUACCGUACGGUGCGUUAAAUUGACUGACAUUGGACUACAGGUGCCGCACAAAACUAUGAAUGGGGAACAGUAUGACCCAUAUAUAGCACCAGAAUUGCUGGACGGCACCGGUACCGCUCGACCCAGGUGUGAGUUCCUAUUAAACGCCAAACAAGACUGGGCUCUACCAUACCGUGUGGUCCGGGAGGCCAUACCUAACAUCGUGGACGUGAACCGCACUUACGAUACAAACCACGAGUUUAUUGAAUACUUUUUGCAAACGAAAUACAAUUUCAACGAAAAACCGCAGCCUUUGAUACAAACGAUGCAUAAGUUUAGCGAUUUAUCCAUAGAUGAGAAGCGACUGGAAAACCAUUUUUUAGUGGACAGUAUUGUGCAGAUAGCACAGGGAGACUGGGGAACGAAAAAGACGAUUAUUUUCAAAGACUACAUGAGAUUAAACUGUGGGCACCGUUAGCUUCACCUGAGCAUAUCGUACAAUACCGGUGCCAUUGGCUUGAAUACAACAAUAAACUACCUGAGCGACCCCUAU
Oppiella nova is the source of this 3969-nucleotide messenger RNA. NCBI's taxonomy places the organism in Eukaryota, Metazoa, Arthropoda, Arachnida, Sarcoptiformes, Oppiidae. The record is from the annotation of a GenBank genome assembly.